Molecule: messenger RNA, 2905 nt
Organism: Carica papaya (papaya)
Lineage: Eukaryota; Viridiplantae; Streptophyta; Magnoliopsida; Brassicales; Caricaceae
Source: RefSeq, a predicted model, not a curated record
GUCUCUCUCUCUCUCACUCUCUCUCUUUCUCUCUCUCUUGGUUCCCUUAUUUGUUUUUAAAGAACAAGAUAUGUGUCCUCGAAGAUCCGAGUUUUCAGAUCCAAUCCGAGUGAUAAAAUCCCACUAGCUAUACACAAGUACAAGUCGACAUCUAAACAAUAAAUUUCAGCACCUAUUUUUAGAACCCACCACAAUUUCCAUUACCAAGACUGUUUCUUCUCUUUGAACUUAAUUAAAUGUUCCAUUUCCAGUGUUGAAGGAGGAAAAAAAGUUUACUCACCAUUUAUAGAAUCUUAACAAAUCGAUUGUAUCUUCUUUUUCUGGGUGGCCAAAGGAAAACUCAACAUGUUUAGGGUGUCGCCGCAUAGACAUCAGAGAUCCAAAGGCUUCAAGGUGAAGCAUUGUCUGCAACUAUGCCUUCUGAUUGGUGUUUGUAUCUGGUUGCUCUACCAAGUCAGGCAUUCAUUUGAUAAGAAAGCAGCAUAUGAGAAAGGUACGAAGGCCGGAAAUGAGGUUGUGAAGUUGGGAAGAAAAGAUCUGAACACGGGAAUGGAGGAAACAGGCAUUAGGGAUGCAGGGCACAAGGAAGAAGAAGAUGAAGAAGGGAACAAGAAUGAACAAGAAGAAGAAAGCAAGCCUGGGGAGAUUGAUAACUUGCGAAAAGUUGGCGAGGAUGAUGACACUGAAAAUCAUGAACCAGAUAAGGUUGAAGAGGUAAACGAGCAUAGGGAAGAUCAUUUAGAGGGACAAAAUGAAGAGAAGGAGAUUGAGGAGAAAAAAGAAGAGAAUAAUGAAGAGAGCGGGGGCAAUGGCAGCAAUGAGAAGGAGAGUGGAGAAAGUGAAAAUCGCGCACAAGAAGGGAGUGAAGAGAACAAUAGUGGAGAAACUGAUCAGGGAGAGAACAAGGAUAUCCAAAGUGAAGAGAGCAACGAGAAGGAGAGUGAACACGAGGAGGCUGAUGAGGGCAAAGAGAAGAUCAGUGAAGAGGAUAAAUUUGAAGAAAAGGAAGAUAAGACUGAGAAUUCAGGUACAUCAGAAGAUCAGGUUCAUGAAAGAAGUGAUCUGACUAGUGAGGAAGCAAGAGAGAGACAUUACAAGGGGGAUGAUGCCUCCAGUGAAGUAGUCCAUGAAACUCAAAAUAAUGGAGCUGAAAAUGAACAAGGUGGUUCAGAAAAUCUUAAUGAGAAAGAGCAGGUAGAAAACAAAGAAAAUGACUCAGUUGAGCAAGAGGACAAAGCAAACAGAACUGAUGAAGUUGAAACUCAUCAAAAUGAGUCAGCCUCAAACGUGCAGGAGGGAGAAACUGUUGAGAAGAAUGAUUUUAUAAACACAGCUACUGGUGAAGAGACAAAGGAGAGUUCCAAUCCAAAUUCCAUGGACUCAACAGAAUCAAAUGAGCAGCUGCGAGAAAACUCAGAAGAAAAAACUGAUUCAUCUCCACAGAAUGAAACUGAGAAUAGAACCCAAUAUCAAGACAAGACAACAGAUGGUUCUUCAUCAGAAAAUGUUGUCCUGCAGCAAACAGAGAAAUCUGAAUCAGAUUCUAAUAGUGAGCAGUCAGAUUCAAACACAAACCCUUCCACGACAACAGAGAAUGGGGAGGGCAUAGAUUCUAUCAGCAAUUUGGCAUCUGCUCUGCCUGGUGGCCAGACUGACAAUCCAAAUGAAAAUUAUAAUUCUGAGCAAAAGGAACAAGUUCAGUUUUCUGAUUCUUCAAACACACAAAAAGAAGAUGCAUCCUCAAAUGCAGAUAGCAACAGUGAGGCAGGCCAGAAUGAAGAUGUUAAUGCUGUUCAGAGAGACACCGAUGACAACAAUAAUGCCGAUGCUGGCCACGAGAAAUCAGUAGAUUCUUCUGGGUCUUCAAAUUCUCAAGAAGAGAAAGAGGCUUCUCCUGACACAGGUAAUAGCACAGAUUCAAGCCAGGAUGAUCAGAAUUCAGAUACUAAUAUUUCUCAAAAAGAGAAAGAGGCAUCUCCUGACACAGGUAAUAACACAGAUUCAAGCCAGGAUAAUCAGAAUUCAGAUACUAAUAUUUCUCAAAAAGAGAAAGAGGCAUCUCCUGACAUGGGUAAUAAUGCAGAUGUAAACCAGAAUGGUUCUUCAGAUACCAAUACUCAAGAACAGAAAGAGGCGUCUCCAGACACAGGUAGUAACACAGACGCAAUCCAGAAUGGUGAGAAUGGUUCUUCUUCAGAUACUGAUACUCAAGAACAAAAGGAGACAUCUACAGACACAGGUAGUAACACAGAUGCAAUCCAGAAUGGUGAGCAUGGUUCUUCUUCAGAUACUGAUACUCAAGAACAGGAGACAUCUACAGACGCAAGUCGUAACAAAAACGAAAACCAGAAUGAUCAGAACACUUCUUCAGAGAUUAAUCUCUCUCAAGAAAGGAAAGAGGCAUCUCAAGACACAGGUAGUAACAUAAAUGACAAUCAGAAUGAUCAGAACGGUUCAUCUUCAGAAACUAACAAAGUUGCAAGCCAGAACGCCCAGAAUGGUUCAUCCUCAGAUACUAAUGUUCCUCAAGAGGAGAAAGAGGCAUCUUCAGACACAGGUAGUAAUACAGAUGCAAGCCAGAAUAAUGAGAAUAGUUCUUUGUCAGAUAAUUCUAUCUCUCGAGAAGAGGAAGAUGCUCGAACAGAUGCGGGAACUUUGCUGGAGACCACUUCUGUCGUGAACAACGGCAAAGAUGCAGUUGCUGAGUGAUGUUCUUCACAAGUGGUCUUGUUGUUUCACACGACUGUUGAUUAAAUAUUAGAGAAGUUUUGUACUUAGAAUUGCUGCCGUCGAUGAUUUGGGCGAUUAUAAAUCUUCUUUGGUUUUAAUUCAUGUUCUUCAGUUGUAAGAUCCCGACUAGAACCCUGGUAAAUAUAAUGGUUAAAUGUUUGAGUUGAGCUUCUAA